UUUCAGACGCUAAAGGUUAUCUAUACAUUUGUUCUGAUUUCUGUGUUCAAGGAUUGCAGUUUAAAUGUGAUGCUGCAAAACCUAUUUCUAAUGUAGGUGUUGUCUCAGAGACAGAACUGGCAUUCACCUGAUAUACCACCUUAUACAAUAUUGGAAUUUUAUUAGUUGUCAAUUACUGUAUGUAGCAGUGUUUUGGAGGUAAAGGAGAGUUUUUCCAUCUAGAGCUCAUCUACAUCUUCGCAGUAAUGAGCUGUACUGUAAUAGAUUGUGUUAAUUAAAAGCUAGCACUCUUAAAUUUGCUAUAAGCAUGACUUUUCCAUGGCCAGGGUUAUUCAUGCCUUGGUUAUGGUUUCACCAAAAAUUGGAAUUGGUUGUAGUUAUAUGUUUAAGUGAAUUGGCAUGUCAAAACUGCUGAUGACAUUUGAUUUGAUAGUUUGUUAGGUCUUUUGUGGACUGGUCUACUAAAAGCCGUAUUUCAGCUUCUGAUGAGUUAGAGGUAACGUGUUUUUGUUUGUUUCAUUCCAAUAUGCCAGUGAUCCUUUAGGUAUGCCUUUCAUGGGAUCUGGAACGCCCUUUGAUAUUAUGAUUACACGUACAUCUAUAUAAUAUGAUAGGAUUAAUGACUCUUUUGUUUACUUUUAUGAUCUUUAUAUUCUGGUUUUGACUCUAGAAGCUGACCAGAAUGUGUUUGAAUUCAUGCAGAAAUAAUGUUGAUAUUUGGAACCCAUGUCGAACUUCUAUGAAGAAAGGGCAACAAUGAUUGCAGCCGGGGAUUUGCAGGAAUUUGUUCCUUUUGGUCGAGACCACUGCAAGCACCACCCUAAUGCUUUGAACCUUCAGCUUCGCCAGCUGCAGCCAGCCUCUGAGUUAUGGUCUUCUGAUGGUGCUGCUGGCUUGGUGGGAUCCCUUCAGGAGGUUACAAUCCACGAGAAACAGAAGGAAAGCUGGCAGUUAAGGAAAGGUGUCAGCGAAAUUGGAGAAGAAGUGGAUUAUGAUGAGGAACUCUACGUGGCUGGAAAUAUGGUGAUCUGGAGCAAAGGAAGUAAAAGCCAGGCAUUAGCUGUUUAUAAAGCAUUUACAGUUGACAGUCCUGUUCAGCAGGCAUUGUGGUGUGACUUCAUCAUAUCACAGGAUAAAUCUGAGAAGGCCUACAGUAGUGAUGAAGUAGAAAAAUGCAUAUGUAUAUUGCAAAGCUCAUGUAUUAACAUGCAUAGCAUAGAAGGAAAGGAUUAUAUAGCUUCUUUACCUUUCCAGGUUGCAAAUGUUUGGCCCACCAAAUAUGGGUUGUUGUUUGAACGAAGCAGUUCUACACAUGAGUUACCUCCAGGUCCACCCAGAGAACCUUUACCCACUAUGUUCAGCAUGCUGCAUCCACUAGAUGAAAUAACCCCACUUGUUUGUAAAUCUGGAAGUCUUUUUGGUUCAUCAAGAGUGCAAUAUGUUGUAGAUCAUGCAAUGAAAAUUGUUUUUCUCAACACUGACCCUUCCAUUAUAAUGACCUAUGACACUGUUCAAAGUUUGCAUUCUGUGUGGGCUCUCCGGAGAGUCAAAACAGAGGAAGAGAAUGUUGUCUUAAAGUUCUCUGAACAGGGGGGAACCCCACAGAAUGUGGCCACUAGUAGCUCCCUCACAGCACACCUCAGAAGCCUCUCCAAAGGAGAUUCCCCCGUGGCUUCACCUUUCCAGAAUUACUCCUCCAUUCACAGUCAGAGUCGCUCGACCUCCUCACCCAGUCUCCACUCUCGUUCACCUUCUAUUUCCAACAUGGCAGCUCUAAGUCGUGCUCAUUCUCCUGCCUUAGGAGUGCACUCUUUUUCGGGGGUGCAGAGGUUCAACCUUUCAAGCCAUAAUCAGUCUCCAAAGAGACAUAGUAUUUCUCAUUCUCCGAAUAGUAAUUCUAAUGGCUCCUUCCUUGCACCAGAAACAGAGCCAAUUGUUCCUGAACUUUGUAUUGACCAUUUAUGGACAGAAACGAUUACUAAUAUAAGAGAGAAAAAUUCACAGGCCUCAAAAGUGUUUAUUACGUCUGACCUAUGUGGGCAGAAGUUCUUGUGCUUUUUAGUGGAGUCCGAGCUCCAGUUACGCUGUGUAAAGUUUCAAGAGAGUAAUGAUAAAACUCAGCUCAUCUUUGGCUCCAUCACCAACAUACACGCGAAGGAUGCAGCUCCAGUGGAGAAGAUAGAUACCAUGCUGGUCCUUGAAGGCAGCGGAAACCUGGUGCUGUACACAGGAGUGGUUCGGGUGGGAAAGGUUUUCAUUCCGGGGCUGCCAGCUCCUUCCCUGACAAUGUCUAACACAAUGCCUCGGCCCAGCACUCCACUUGACAGUGUCAGUACUCCUAAGCCUCUCAGUAAACUACUUGGAUCCUUGGAUGAGGUUGUUCUAUUCUCCCCAGUUGCAGAACUGAGGGAUUCUUCCAAACUUCAUGACUCUCUCUAUAAUGAGGAUUGUACUUUCCAGCAGCUUGGAACUUACAUUCAUUCUAUAAGAGACCCUGUCCGUAACAGAGUAACUCUGGAAUUGAGUAACGGCUCCAUGGUUAGGAUUACUAUUCCUGAAAUUGCCACCUCUGAAUUAGUGCAAACAUGUUUGCAAGCAAUUAAGUUCAUCCUGCCAAAAGAAAUAGCUGUUCAGAUGCUUGUCAAGUGGUACAGUGUCCACAGUGCUCCAGGAGGACCCAGUUAUCACUCCGAGUGGAAUUUAUUUGUGACUUGUCUCAUGAACAUGAUGGGUUAUAACACAGACCGCUUAGCAUGGACCCGAAACUUUGACUUUGAAGGAUCACUUUCCCCAGUCAUUGCACCCAAAAAAGCAAGGCCUUCUGAGACAGGAUCUGAUGAUGACUGGGAGUAUUUACUGAAUUCAGACUACCACCAGAAUGUUGAGUCUCAUCUUUUGAAUAGAUCUUUAUGUUUGAAUCCUUUGGAAGUUUCACAGAUGAAGGAUGAAGAUUUUUCACAGAAUCUCAUUCUGGAUUCCUCUACACUUCUGUUUACUCAUAUACCUGCGAUUUUUUUUGUUCUUCACCUUGUUUAUGAGGAGCUGAAGUUGAAUACUCUAAUGGGAGAAGGAAUCCGUUCACUUGUUGGCCUUCUUGUUCAGUUGGCAAGGGAUUUAAAAUUGGAGCCUUAUGUAGAUCAUUACUAUAGAGAUUACCCAACACUUGUCAGAACUACUGGACAAGUGUGCACAAUUGAUCAAGGUCAAACAGGAUUUAUGCAUCAUCCAUCAUUUUUUACUUCUGAGCCACCAAGCAUUUAUCAGUGGGUGAGUUCUUGUCUGAAGGGUGAAGGAAUGCCGCCCUAUCCUUACCUCCCCGGAAUCUGUGAAAGAAGUAGACUUGUAGUCUUGAGUAUUGCACUCUACAUACUUGGUAAUGAGAGCUCUGUUUCUGAUGAAUCUUCACAGUAUUUAUCCAGGAUAACUAUAGCCCCCCAGAAGUCACAAGCAGAACAAGAAGAAAACAGGUUUAGUUUCAGGCAUUCUACAUCAGUUUCUAGUCUAGCUGAACGAUUAGUCGUCUGGAUGACUGAUGUAGGUUUCACUUUAAGAGACUUGGAAACUCUUCCCUUUGGAAUUGCUCUUCCCAUCAGAGAUGCAAUUUACCACUGUCGUGAACAACCUGCUUCAGACUGGCCAGAAGCUGUCUGUCUCCUGAUCGGACGGCAGGAUCUGUCCAAACAGGCCUGCGAAGGAAACUUGCCCAAAGGGAAAUCUGUGCUCUCAUCAGAUGUUCCUUCAGGAACAGAAACUGAGGAGGAAGAUGAUGGCAUGAAUGACAUGAAUCAGGAAGUUAUGUCAUUAAUAUGGAGUGAAGAUUUAAGGGUGCAGGACGUGCGAAGACUUCUUCAAAGUGCGCAUCCUGUCCGUGUCAAUGUAGUACAGUAUCCAGAACUCAGUGACCAUGAGUUUAUUGAGGAAAAAGAAAACAGAUUGCUCCAGUUGUGUCAGCGAACUAUGGCCCUUCCCGUAGGACGAGGAAUGUUUACCUUGUUUUCAUACCAUCCUGUUCCAACGGAACCACUGCCUAUUCCUAAAUUGAAUUUGACUGGACGGGCCCCUCCUCGGAACACAACAGUAGACCUUAACAGUGGAAACAUCGAUGUGCCUCCCAACAUGACAAGCUGGGCCAGCUUCCACAAUGGUGUGGCUGCUGGCCUGAAGAUAGCCCCUGCCUCCCAGAUCGACUCAGCUUGGAUUGUUUAUAAUAAGCCUAAGCAUGCUGAGUUAGCCAAUGAAUAUGCUGGUUUUCUCAUGGCCCUGGGUCUGAAUGGGCACCUUACCAAGCUGGCUACUCUCAAUAUCCAUGACUACUUGACCAAGGGUCAUGAAAUGACAAGCAUUGGACUGCUCCUUGGUGUUUCUGCUGCUAAACUGGGCACCAUGGAUAUGUCAAUUACUCGGCUUCUUAGCAUUCACAUUCCUGCCCUCUUACCCCCAACGUCCACAGAGCUUGAUGUUCCUCAUAAUGUCCAGGUGGCUGCAGUGGUUGGCAUUGGCCUUGUAUAUCAGGGGACAGCUCACAGGCACACUGCGGAAGUCCUGUUGGCUGAGAUAGGACGGCCCCCAGGUCCCGAAAUGGAAUACUGCACUGACAGAGAGUCCUACUCCUUAGCUGCUGGCUUGGCCCUGGGCAUGGUUUGCUUGGGGCAUGGCAGUAAUUUGAUAGGUAUGUCUGAUCUCAAUGUGCCUGAGCAGCUGUAUCAGUACAUGGUUGGAGGUCAUAGGCGCUUUCAAGCAGGAAUGCACAGGGAGAAGCAUAAAUCCCCAAGUUAUCAAAUCAAAGAAGGAGAUACCAUAAAUGUUGAUGUAACUUGUCCAGGUGCCACUCUAGCUUUGGCCAUGAUCUACUUAAAAACCAAUAACAGAUCUAUUGCAGAUUGGCUUCGAGCUCCUGACACCAUGUAUUUGCUGGACUUUGUGAAACCAGAAUUUCUCUUGCUUAGGACACUUGCUCGAUGCCUGAUUCUGUGGGAUGAUAUUUUACCAAAUUCCAAGUGGGUUGAUAGCAAUGUUCCUCAAAUUAUAAGAGAAAAUAGCAUCUCUCUCAGUGAAAUUGAAUUGCCUUGCUCAGAGGAUUUGAAUUUGGAAACUUUAUCGCAGGCACAUGUCUACAUAAUUGCAGGAGCCUGCUUGUCUCUGGGUUUUCGAUUUGCGGGCUCAGAAAACUUAUCAGCGUUUAACUGUUUGCAUAAAUUUGCAAAAGAUUUUAUGACAUAUUUGUCUGCACCUAAUGCUUCUGUAACAGGGCCGUACAACCUGGAGACCUGCCUGAGUGUGGUGCUUCUGUCUCUCGCCAUGGUGAUGGCUGGCUCGGGGAACCUAAAGGUUUUGCAGCUCUGUCGCUUCUUGCACAUGAAAACAGGUGGUGAAAUGAACUAUGGCUUCCACUUAGCCCAUCACAUGGCCCUUGGACUUCUCUUUCUGGGAGGAGGAAGGUACUCUUUGAGUACAUCAAACUCUUCCAUUGCUGCUCUCCUCUGUGCCCUUUACCCACACUUCCCAGCUCACAGCACUGACAACCGGUAUCAUCUCCAGGCUCUGCGGCACCUAUAUGUGCUGGCUGCAGAACCAAGGCUCCUGGUGCCUGUGGACGUGGAUACAAACAUGCCCUGCUAUGCCCUUUUAGAAGUUACCUAUAAGGGUACUCAAUGGUAUGAACAAACCAAAGAAGAAUUGAUGGCCCCUACCCUUCUUCCAGAACUCCACCUUUUAAAGCAGAUUAAAGUAAAAGGGCCACGAUACUGGGAACUGCUCAUAGAUUUAAGCAAGGGAACACAACACUUGAAAUCAAUCCUUUCUAAGGAUGGGGUUCUAUAUGUUAAGCUCAGAGCGGGUCAGCUCUCCUACAAGGAAGAUCCGAUGGGGUGGCAAAGUUUGUUGGCCCAGACUGUUGCUAACAGGAACUCUGAAGCUCGGGCUUUCAAGCCAGAAACAAUUUCAGCAUUCACUUCUGAUCCAGCACUUCUGUCAUUUGCUGAAUAUUUCUGCAAACCGACCGUGAACAUGGGUCAGAAACAGGAAAUUCUGGAUCUGUUUUCUUCAGUACUCUAUGAAUGUGUCACUCAGGAGACCCCAGAGAUGUUGCCUGCAUACAUAGCAAUGGAUCAGGCUAUGAGAAGACUAGGAAGAAGAGAAAUGUCUGAGACAUCUGAACUUUGGCAGAUAAAGUUGGUGUUAGAGUUUUUCAGCUCCAGGAGCCAUCAGGAACGGCUGCAGAACCAUCCUAAGCGGGGACUCUUUAUGAACUCUGAGUUCCUCCCUGUUGUCAAAUGCACUAUUGAUAAUACUCUGGACCAGUGGCUACAAGCUGGGGGUGAUGUGUGUGUGCACGCCUACCUCAGUGGGCAGCCCUUUGAGGAAUCUCAGCUGAGCAUGCUGGCCUGUUUCCUCGUCUACCACUCGGUACCAGCGCCAUGGCACCUGCCGUCUGUAGGACUAGAAGGGAGCACAAGCUUUGCUGAACUCCUCUUCAAGUUUCAACAUCUGAAAAUGCCAGUGCGAGCUUUGCUAAGAUUGGCUCCUUUGCUUCUUGGAAAUCCACAGCCAAUGGUUAUGUGAUUGCGUCUGGUGGUAAACCUACCCUGAAACGUGACUUCUGCACAGAAACACGACCAAACAACGUAGUUGAUGAAAUGUUUAUAAGUUUUAUAAUAUAACUAGGGGGAAUUGAGCUGCACAAACCUCAGUGUAUUUUAAUAUCCAAGUGUUUUCAGUGUUCCAGAGGCUCUGUUGCUGUUGGCGUUAACAUUAUAUGAUAUAUAAAAGUGAGUUAAAGUUUACUUUUGUAAAUAAAGUUUUUUGGUUUGUUUUCCUAA
Molecule: messenger RNA, 6818 nt
Organism: Acinonyx jubatus (cheetah)
Lineage: Eukaryota; Metazoa; Chordata; Mammalia; Carnivora; Felidae
Gene: ANAPC1
Product: anaphase promoting complex subunit 1
Exons: 47
Coding region: 727-6561 (1944 amino acids)
Biological process (GO): protein K11-linked ubiquitination; metaphase/anaphase transition of mitotic cell cycle; anaphase-promoting complex-dependent catabolic process
Cellular component (GO): anaphase-promoting complex
Molecular function (GO): molecular adaptor activity
Source: RefSeq, a predicted model, not a curated record